UGGUACUUCUCCGUUACACGACCUCCCUCGCUUUUUUACCUUCCGAAGUCGCUCGCCGUCGUCUUCGCGUAGCGCGCACCAUUCAAUGCCGGGCCUGCGGGCAUCGCCGACGCGUCUUCGCUAAACGCGUCCUCCGACGCCUCUCCUAUACCUUUACCCGCCCAACACCAGCCCAAAGGCGCCGUUCCAAGUAUUGCAUUGAACUGCAGUAGACGCUCACGCAUUGUGUUGCCUCCAUCGUACCUGGGAAGUGUAGUCACCACGGCUCCGCAUACCACGCAGCGCACUGCGUAGCCGAAGAAGGUACCGCAGUCAUCGCGGCAGGACUUCAUUCGAUCCGGCCCCCACGCCGCGACCCGGAAAAGCCCGAAUCGAGAAGAAGCAACGUUUCUUUUUUUCUUCGUCAACGCAGAAGCACGAUUAGAUGCCGUGGAUUGCGCGGUAAAUAUCGAAGACCACGUCGGCUGAACCUCGACGGACGACGCUGCCGUAACAUCUGCAUAAGUGCUCAUAAGUGUUCUUGGCGGUGGUAAGGAGUGCAUUCCAGCCUUAGCAUCACUGACUGGCUACUUACAGCGAGGUCCUACUUCAAGCUCCUGGGGGACCAGCUCAUCGUCACAGCUGCGAGGGAAGAUAUUAAAAACGGGCGUCGUUCAACAGGUUCUAACUGCUAUGGGUGGACGCAGGCAGCCAGCAAGUACAUCGCUAUUCAUCAACCUUCUCAUUGCCAUCACAGCCUGCACUGGUCAGAAGCUUCAAGCUGUAGAAAGCAAUGGAGUGUUCUUUUCAGGACUCCCGAGGCCACCGUCUGAAACAAAUGCGAUAACGGCAAAAGGGGGUGGCGACCUUUUCGGUAACACACUUGGCAGAGGUCUGCAGGAAAAAUUUACAACACCUAAUCCACUGAAGACUGGGUCCACACCGUUCGACUUCCGAUUCAAUUCAGCAAAGCCAGACAAUCGUUUCGUCAUGCUUCCAGCGUCUGGCCCAAGAACUCCCUCGACCUUCGUCACAAGACCAACGUUCUUCACCGGUGGUGCUCCGACGACAACGGCACCUCGCGCGUUUGUACCCACAACUCCACGGCCCGUGCCACCGCCGCCACCACCACCGCCCCGACCGCCGGCAUUCCGGCCUCCGACGUUCGCACAGACGACAUCUCAGCAGGCAACGCAGAGGCUGACGACAUUCAGACCGGUGACGCAGCGACCGACGACCGAGAGACCUGUGACAGAGCGGUUCACGACUCAAAGGCCUACGACACAGAGACUUACAACGCAGAGGUCUACGACGCAAAGACCUAUCACUCAGAGGCCGACUACUCAAAGGCCAACGACGCAGAGGCCUACAACACAAAGGGUCACUACACAGAGGCCUACGAUACUGAGACCAACGACACCGAGGCCCACAACGCCGAGGCCGACGACUGCGAGGUUAACAACGCCAAGGCAGACGACACUGAGGCCUACGAUACCGAGGUUAACGACGCCAAGGCAGACGACGCCGAGACCCACGGUGCCGUUCCCGACGACGCCUAGGCCCACAACACAGAGGCCUACGACACCGAGACCUGUGACGCAGAGGCCCACAUUGCCGCCAAGACCUGCGCCAUCUCUGAGGCCUACGAUUCUGCAGGAGCUUCCACCCACACCGAGGCUUGCUUUCCAACCUGGCACUGCACAAAACGCAGUUUUCACAGGGAGACAAGCCAACACCGUUCUUCCCCGUCGUCCCAUCUUCACCCGCACAACGUCCGCCAGGUCCUGUCGCAACAACCAGGCAACCUACUCCAUUUUUCCCCAUAAACACAACUCCACCAUCGCAGGUUGCCGAAAGGUCUUUCAAUGCCAUCAACAGCGCUCGCCCUUUCGUACCAGUUCCUACGACUACGAGGAGACGUAUUUUUGUACCAGCUAGUGCUCUGAGUUCUGGAACGCUACCGACCACAACGACAUUAAGACCACCCACUCGACUUGCAACGGUCAACUUUGGAACGUCGUUCUCAACGUUCCGACCGGCGACACGACCGACCUCGCCACCUCCGACAGGCACCGGCUUUUCGUUCUGCGACCAAAGGCAGUGCGUGAAGAUGUGUCGUGAACGCUUCGGCGAAAGGCUCAACUCUUCCAGUUGCCUGGCAAACGC
Messenger RNA from Rhipicephalus sanguineus (brown dog tick), 2145 nucleotides. Its product is annotated as salivary glue protein Sgs-3. NCBI's taxonomy places the organism in Eukaryota, Metazoa, Arthropoda, Arachnida, Ixodida, Ixodidae. The coding region runs from base 673 to 1917 and encodes 414 amino acids. The record is from RefSeq and is a predicted model, not a curated record. The transcript has 21 exons.